AUGCAGCACAAGAAUGCCAUUUACAUAACUGCCUCGCAUCUGAUUAAAUCCCUUCCUUCCGUGUGCACGCCUUAUAACCAGGUCCAUCGCCGUGCCUUCCUUCCCCAAUCCCCACCCGCAAUGUCCAACGUCGUCUUCUCCUCCCAGCACUCCUCCUUUCGCUCCGCAAAGUUCUCCAAAGACGGCGCGCCCAUCACCCCCGAGUUCGACUUCGUCGUCGUAGGCGGCGGACCCUCGGGCUGCGCCCUCGCCGCCCGUCUCGCCCAGGACGGAAAGUUCAGCGUCCUGCUGCUCGAGGAGGGCGUCACCGUCGACCAGAAUCCGGAACUGCGCAACUGCGUCAACGCCCCGCUCCAGACCCGCUCCCUCCACUUUUCCCAGUUCGACGCCCAGUACCGCUCUGCCCCCGAGGAACCCUUCACCGGCCGCGAGAUCGACAUCAACAGCGGGAGAGUCCUCGGCGGGUCCUCCUGCAUCAACUGGGCCAUCUGGACCCGCGGUCCUAAAGACGACUAUGACCUCCUUGCGGACCUCGUCGACAACCCAGACUUUUCCUGGGAGAAGAUCGUCCCCGUCUACGAGCAGAUCGAGAAGCGCUCGAAAGACUCCCAGAACCCCAUCUCCAUCCGCGCCAUCUCCCAGACCCCGCGCACCCAGCGCUGGUCCUCCGUCGCAGAGCAGUCGUACAAGCAGGCCGGCUUUGCCAAGUACGACGACGUCAACGGCGGCCCCAUGCUCGGCUACACCGAGCUCGUCGAGAACGUCGACGACAAGGGCACCCGCUCCUCCGCCAACGGCUACUUUGGAGCCACCGUCGAUCCCGCAAAGACGCGUCUCGAGAUAUGGACCGGGCUCCGCGUGAGCAAGAUCCUCUUCAGCGAGGAGCAGCCGCCCAGGGCGAUUGGCGUCCAGACGAGCGCCGGCGCGGUGCACGCCAAGCGAGAAGUGAUCCUCACCGCCGGCGCGAUCCAGAGCGCCUACCUCUUGCUCCUCUCCGGCAUCGGCCCCGCCGCCCAUCUCGCCGAACACGGCGUCUCCCUCGUCGUCGACUCGCCCACCAUCGGGCAACAGAUGUGGGAGCACCCCUUCAUGGACCUCUCCUUCCGACUGAAGGACGAGUACCGCGCCGACACCGUCGAAGACCUCUCCAGCGUGAAGACCGCAGGGAGGCACCUGCACACCUGGGCCCGGGAGGGAAAGGGCAUGAUGAGCGCGCGAGAUCGAGGCGCUGCUCAAAGAUGGCGAGUCGCUCUCGAUCCCCCGCGCGCGGUCCGUCCGCUCACAGCUCCCCGCCUAGAUCCAUCCGCGUCGCCCAUCGAGCGCGCCACGCUCUUGCGCGCCGUGACCCCGCACUUUGAGAACUUCCUCACCUACGGCCACGGUCUCACCACCGCCCCCGACCCUCUGGAAUCCUCCUACAUGUCCAUCACGACCGUCCUCCUGCGCCCCAAGUCUCGCGGCUCGGUGUCGCUCGCGCCCGCCACCGCCAAGUCCGGCGCCGCGCCCGCCGUCAAGAUCGUGCUGAACCAGCUCAAGGACAAGGUCGACCAGGAGCUCAUGCUCCAGGCCCUCGAGCGUGCCUUUGACAUCCUCCAGGCCGACGCCUGGACGGAGCACCUCGAGCCGAGGCCGAGGCCCGAUCGCGACGGUCUCCUGGAGCUCAUCAAGAAGGACCUGCGCACCAUGUGGCACUUUGGCGGCACCGUCCCCAUGUCGACCAAGUUCGGCGCAGGCGCUCUGGACAACCGAUUCCGCGUGCUGGGCGUGACCGGCUUGCGCGUCGCCGGUGAGUCCCUGCCCGUGCUUGCUCUUUGCGCGUUUCCCGAGUCGGCGUCGCGCAGACACGGGCGCCGUGCCCUUCCCGGUCGCCUGCCACACCCAGGCCAUCGCCUACGCCCUCGGAGAACAGGCGGCUCGGUUCAUCGGACAGGACCACGCGAGCGCCGUCGUGUGAUUGGAGCAGCUAGACGUCAACAGCAAAUACAAUCCAUGUACACAUACUGA
Messenger RNA from Heterobasidion irregulare TC 32-1, 2004 nucleotides. RefSeq names its product choline dehydrogenase1 (gene chd1). The record is from RefSeq and is a predicted model, not a curated record. The transcript is spliced from 11 exons. Gene Ontology annotation, molecular function: flavin adenine dinucleotide binding; oxidoreductase activity, acting on CH-OH group of donors. Lineage: Eukaryota; Fungi; Basidiomycota; Agaricomycetes; Russulales; Bondarzewiaceae. Bases 1 to 2004 code for a protein of 667 amino acids.